This is a messenger RNA of Microdochium trichocladiopsis, 2877 nucleotides long. RefSeq names its product alanyl-tRNA synthetase. The transcript is spliced from 6 exons. Lineage: Eukaryota; Fungi; Ascomycota; Sordariomycetes; Xylariales; Microdochiaceae. The record is from RefSeq and is a predicted model, not a curated record. Bases 1 to 2877 code for a protein of 958 amino acids. Gene Ontology annotation, molecular function: amino acid binding; alanine-tRNA ligase activity; aminoacyl-tRNA deacylase activity. Gene Ontology annotation, cellular component: cytoplasm; mitochondrion. Gene Ontology annotation, biological process: tRNA modification; alanyl-tRNA aminoacylation.
AUGGCCGAACAGCAAAAGUGGACGGGCGCAGGCGUCCGCAAGACAUUCUUUGAGUUCUUCGAGAAGAAGGGCCAUACCAUCGUGCCCUCUGGCUCCGUCGUCCCCCACAAUGACCCGACCCUGUUGUUCACCAAUGCUGGAAUGAACCAGUUCAAGCCGAUCUUUCUUGGUACCAUCGCCAGCUCCGAUGACAUGGCCAAGCUCAAGCGCGUCGUCGACUCACAAAAGUGCAUUCGUGCCGGAGGCAAACACAACGAUCUGGACGACGUCGGCAAGGACAGCUACCACCACACGUUUUUCGAGAUGUUGGGCAACUGGUCCUUUGGCGACUACUUCAAGAAGGAAGCUAUCGAAUGGUCGUGGGAGCUUCUUACGAAGGUUUACGGGCUUGACCCAAGCCGCCUCUACGUCACCUACUUCGAAGGCAAUCCCGAAAUGGGCCUCGAAGCCGAUCUCGAGGCCAAGGAGCUGUGGCUCUCUGUCGGCGUGCCAGAGGAUCACAUUCUUCCGGGCAACAUGAAAGACAACUUCUGGGAAAUGGGUGACCAGGGCCCCUGUGGUCCAUGCAGUGAAGUCCAUUACGACAAGGUUGGUGGCAGGAACGCCGCCCACCUUGUCAAUGAGGACGACCCGCUUGUUGUUGAGAUCUGGAACAACGUCUUCAUGCAGUUUGACCGUCAAAAAGAUCGCUCUCUCAAGCCUCUUCCUGCGAAGCACAUCGAUACCGGCAUGGGUUUCGAGCGGUUGGUGUCUGCCCUUCAGGAUAAGUCUUCCAACUACGCCACAGACAUUUUCACCCCAUUGUUUGAUAAAAUCCAGGAAGUUACUGGCGCACGUCCAUACUCUGACAAGUAUGGCAAGGACGAUGUUGACGGAGUUGACACCGCAUAUCGCGUCGUUGCGGAUCAUAUUCGGCUGCUUACAUUUGCCAUCUCGGAUGGUGCUGUGCCAAACAGCGAUGGCCGGGGCUAUGUUGUCCGUCGUGUUCUGCGAAGGGGUGUACGGUAUGCCAGGAAGUACUUCAACGUCGAAAUUGGCUCGUUCUUCUCGAAGAUCUUGCCUGCUCUUGUCGAGCAGAUGGGCGAGCAGUUCCCGGAAAUUGUCAAGAAGCAAAACGAUGUUGCUGAGCUUCUUGACGAGGAGGAGGUCGCAUUUGCAAGGACGCUCGAUCGCGGCGAGAAACAGUUCGAGAAGUACGCUGCUAAAGCUGUCGAGAGUGGUCGUCAGAAGCUCUCGGGCUCCGAUGUCUGGAAGCUCUACGAGACAUACGGUUUCCCCGAGGAUUUGACCAAGCUCAUGGCUGAGGAGAGAGGUCUGGCCUGGGAUGAGGAGGAAAUCCUCGUCGCGAAGGAGAAGGCCCGCGAGGCCAGCAAGGCUGUCAAGGAUGCUGUGGAAACUUUUGCCAAGCUCAAUGUGCACCAAAUUGCCGAGCUCAAGGACAAGUUGCAGCUCCCAACUCCUGACGACGAGCCCAAGUUCUUCAAGGGUGACACCACUGGCGCAGUGCAACUGAUUUACACGGGCACCGAGUUUAUCAAGUCAACGGCCGACCUCGCGCCGAAUACACCAUUUGGGCUUCUCCUUGACCGCACCAACUUCUACGCCGAGCAGGGAGGUCAGGUUGCAGACACUGGCAGAAUCGUCAUCGACGAUGUAGCUGAGUUCAAGGUGCUUGAUGUGCAGCAGUUCGGUGGCUAUAUCGUACACAAUGGAUAUCUCGAAUACGGGCAGCUGAAAGCCGGCGACAAAGUCAUUGCCGAGUACGACGAGCUCCGGCGACAGCCCAUCCGAAACAACCACACUGGCACACACAUUCUUAACCAUUCACUGCGGGAGGUUCUUGGUGACGACAUCAACCAAAAGGGUUCUCUUGUGGACCAAGACAAGCUACGUUUCGAUUUCUCCCACAAGACUGGGGUGACAAUUGAGGAGCUGGCGAAGAUUGAGUCUCUGUCCAAUGGUUACAUUCGCCAGAACUCGCAGAUUUACUCGAAAGAAGUUGAGCUCGAUAAGGCUAAACAGAUCAACGGCGUGAGGGCGGUAUUUGGCGAAACCUAUCCCAACCCCGUGCGUGUCGUCUCCGUCGGAAUCGAGGUAGAUAUGCUCCUUGCUGAGCCUGAGAACCCCGAGUGGCGCAAAGUCAGCGUCGAGUUUUGUGGUGGCACACACGUUGAGCAAACCGGCAGCAUCAAGGACCUGGUCAUUGUUGAGGAGAGUGGCAUUGCUAAGGGUAUCCGUCGCAUUGUCGCUUACACCGGUGAUGCUGCUCAUCAGGUACAGCGAGACGCCGCGGAGUUCAGCCAGAAGAUUGCGGUCGUCGACGCUCUGCCGUUCGGCGCCGAGAAGGAGGCUCUCAUCAAAUCUAUGACAGUCGAGCUGAACAACCUUGUCAUUUCCACCUUGACCAAGGAUGAUCUGAAAAAGAAGUUCGGCAAGGUGGUCAAGGACGUCACAGAUGAGCAGAAGAAGCGGCAAAAGGCCGAGAGCAAGACUGCCCUGGAUGCUGUGUCCAGCCACUUCACUCAGGAGGAGAACAAGUCCACCACUUAUUUCGUCGGUCAGCUACCAAUCUCUGCGAACGCCAAGGCUAUCGCGGAUGUCAUGAACCACUACAAGAGCAAAGACAAGACCAAAUCGGUGUACAUCUUUGGUGGCAGUGCGACUGAGGGUGCCGUUGUCCACGGUGUCUACGUCGGCACGGAUCUUGCUUCCAAGGGAGUUACCGCGGAGCAGUGGGCCGCUGCUGUCACGGACAUCGUUGGCGGAAAAUCUGGAGGUAAAGAGCCUACGCGACAGGGCCAGGGAACCAAUGCCGAAAAGAUUGAGGAUGCUGUCGAGGUCGCCAGGAAAUGGCUGGAGGAGAAGCUUAAGCUAUAA